Messenger RNA from Biomphalaria glabrata, 11473 nucleotides. RefSeq names its product myosin-IIIb-like. The coding region runs from base 282 to 5522 and encodes 1746 amino acids. Gene Ontology annotation, biological process: protein phosphorylation. Lineage: Eukaryota; Metazoa; Mollusca; Gastropoda; Planorbidae. The transcript is spliced from 45 exons. The record is from RefSeq and is a predicted model, not a curated record. Gene Ontology annotation, molecular function: protein binding; ATP binding; cytoskeletal motor activity. Gene Ontology annotation, cellular component: myosin complex.
ACAAGAUCCUGGAUCUAAUCUAGACUCUAGACUAGAAACUAGAGGUAGAACUUAGGGCUUAGGCUUAGGGUAUAGCAAACUUAGUCUAGAACUGUGAUUAGUGGAAAGAGAGUUACUCAACAAAUUAAAUGCGACAGAAGAGUCUUUAUUGAGAAAUUCUGAACAAAAGUUUUAAUAUGUAUGCAGCGCUGAGAGUUUGCUAGUUUGUCAAGCACAAUAUAGGCACCAUGAUGAAAAAAGAGGCUGCUUUGAAUUAUGAGCUGUGGUAGGGAAACUCUUCAAUGUUCAGCAACUACAGCUACCACAGUGAUGUGGUGAGCCUGGCUGAACUUCAGGAGCCAGGGGAGUUAUGGGAAUUAGAAGAGACCAUUGGAGAGGGCACCUAUGGAGAGGUGUACCUUGGAACAAAUAAAAAGACAGGUGAGCAUGUGGCCAUCAAGGUAAUGGAGUCUGUGAGUGAAGUGAUUGAGGAGGUAGAGCAGGAGUACAGAGUUCUGAGGGAUCUGAGUGGACAUCCCAACAUGCCCAAGUUUUACGGCAUGUACCUAAAGCGGCGUCAACUGGGAAGUGCUACAGAGGACCAGAUCUGGAUUGUAAUGGAGCUGUGUAAAGGUGGUUCAGUGACAGACCUUGCCAGACAUCUUAUCUCCAAGUCUCAAUGCUUGGAAGAGGUUCUCAUUGCUUUCAUCCUUAUGGAAACAUUACAGGUCCUUGUUCAUUUACAUUCCAAUAAUGUUAUUCAUAGAGAUGUCAAAGGUCAUAAUAUUCUGUUAACUAGUGCAGGAAACAUUAAAAUGGUGGACUUUGGUGUGUCUGGGCAUUUACAGUCUCCAACUGAUAGGAAAAAGACUCAUGUUGGUACUCCUUACUGGAUGGCCCCUGAGGUGAUUGCAUGUGAGCAGCAGCUGGACUACACUUAUGAUGUCCGAUGUGAUGUUUGGUCAUUGGGUAUCACUGCUAUAGAGCUGGCUGAUGGGAAGCCACCCCUGGCUGAAUUCGACCCAAGAAGAGCUUUGUUCAAAAUACCCAGAAGUCCUGCUCCCAAGCUACGUCAUCCAGAAAGAUGGUCCGCAGAAUUCAGUGACUUCAUUGCAAAAUGUUUGAUCAAAGACUUUGAACAGAGGCCAUAUGCCAGGGAACUUUUGUCCCAUCCAUUUCUGAGGAUAGUCCCUAAAGACACGUCUCAGCUCAAAGCCACACUGGUUAAUAUCACCUCCACCAUGGAGAGGAAAGUGUCCCAGCCAGACGUCACAACCAAGCAUGGGCAGUUCAAGUCCAACAGAAAGUCCCGGAGAGAUGUUGCCACAGUUGAAAACCUUGCAAUGCUAGAAGUCCUAGAUGAGGAAAGUAUUGUCAACCAGUUACACAGCCGUUACAACCAGGAUGAAAUCUACACCUACAUUGGGGACAUCCUCCUGGCUGUCAACCCUUUCAUCACCCUCCCCAUCUACACAGAGGAGUACAUCAGAAGGUACAUACACAGCACAAAGGCAGAACACCCCCCACACAUCUUUGCUGUUGCAGACCAAUCCUACCAAAUGAUGAUGCAUAAUAAACACAACCAGUGUAUAGUGAUCAGUGGUGAAUCUGGUGCUGGUAAAACUGAGAGUGCAAACUUGCUGGUCCAACAGCUGACUCAACUUGGAAAGGCCCCUAACAGAACACUGGAAGAUAGAAUAUUACAAGUUAAUCCUCUGAUGGAAGCAUUUGGUAAUGCCAAGACAGUCAUCAAUGAUAACUCAAGUCGCUUUGGGAAAUAUUUAGAGAUGUUUUUUACUUCAUCAACAGGGGCAGUGGUAGGAGCCAAAAUAACUGAGUACUUGUUAGAGAAAUCCAGAGUAAUUCACCAAGCAGUGAAUGAACAGAACUUCCAUAUUUUUUACUAUUUACAUGAUGGCCUUAUGUCCAGUGACAGGAAAGCUGAGUACCACUUAAGACCUGAUACAGCUUAUAGAUAUAUCACAGAGUAUACAAAUAAAGCCCCAGACAUUUCUUCCAUCUCCCUGAACCGUGUCAAGUUCAAGACCAUAGAGCAUUGUUUUGAAAUCAUUGGCUUUAAGAAAGAGGAAGUUAGCUCAGUCUAUGCUAUUUUAGUCGCAAUUUUACAGACAGGAAAUGUGGAGUUCACAGCUAAGGAUUCUGGGUAUGGUGGGGAGGCAUGUGUAGUUGCCAAUCAAGAACUCAUCUCCAUAGUCUCGGAGCUGCUUGGGUUAGACUAUGUGGAUCUUUUGGACAGCUUGACGACAACUGGGAUGGUGGCCAAAGGGGAGGUCAUUAUCAGGGAUAACUCUGUUCAGGAGGCCGAAGACGCAAGGGAUGCCAUGGCCAAAGCACUCUAUGGCAGGCUUUUUAGUUGGAUAGUCAACCGAAUAAGUUCUUUAUUAAGACCCGGUCAUGUCACUGGUCAAGAUGAGCAGUUCUUUACCAUCGGCCUGUUGGACAUUUUUGGCUUUGAGAAUUUCAAAACAAACUCAUUUGAACAGCUUUGCAUUAACAUAGCCAACGAACAAAUCCAGUACUACUUCAAUCAACACAUCUUUGCUUGGGAGCUGGAAGAAUAUAAAAAUGAGGAGAUUGAUGCCACCGAAGUUGCUUAUGUCGACAACCGUCCAAUUCUAGACAUGUUUUUAUCCAAACCUGUUGGUCUUCUGUCUCUCUUGGAUGAAGAGAGUCAUUUCCCUAAAGCUACAGACACAACACUAGUUGAGAAAUUUCACCAGAACAUAAAAUCUCCCAUUUAUUCCAGACCUAAGUCUAAUGACCUGACUUUCAGCAUUGACCACUACGCUGGCCGGGUUGAAUAUGAUGCACAGGGAUUCCUUGAAAAAAAUCGUGACCGCCUUCCAAUAGAAAUAACAAACAUAAUGAGGAUGUCAGAAAACAGUGUGGUUAAAUCACUCUUCCAAACGCCACUCACAAAAACAGGUAACCUUGACAGCGGCAGCAUCCAUUCCAGCUCAAAGAACAGCAGCAGAGGCACCAGCCCAAUGUCCACUUCACCUGGAGUCACCACCACCUCAUACACAUCCAAAGGCUCAAUGGGGGGCAGUAGGAUAUACCACCAUUUAUGGUCACCCUCUAGCUCUGGACCCACCAACUCCAAUUAUUUGCUUCCAUUACCUGGCCACAACCUGUUGAAGCCAAUGCACACACAAGGGUCAGCUAGUAUGACUAGGAUCCAACAGACAGUGGCUACUUACUUUAGGUACUCCCUGAUGGACUUGUUGAACAAGAUGGUCAGCGGUACUCCACAUUUUGUCAGGUGUUUGAAACCCAAUGACUUCAAGGAGCCAGGCCACUUUAAUGCUGAGCGUAUCACCUCACAGUUGCGCUACACGGGUGUUCUGGAAACAACACGCAUCAGAAGACAGGGAUAUUCUCAUAGAAUACCAUUCUCUGAAUUUUUGAAAAGGUAUCAUGUGUUAGGGUUUAAGCAAGGGGACAGAAUUACUAUUAAUGGAGAAAGCUGCAGACGUCUGCUAAACAAUUUAGGGAUGAAAAAUUUUGCUAUUGGUAAAUCUAAGGUUUUUCUGAAGUAUUACCAUGUGGAAGAAUUAGCCCAGUGCUAUGAAGACAUGUGUCAGAAGGUGGUACGAGUCCAAGCCUAUGUCCGCAUGUGGCUAGCCAGAACCAGAUUCUACAAGAUGAAAUGGAAGAGGGAGAAGGCCUGCAUUGUCAUCCAAAAAAACACAAGAGCUUACAUCACCAGGAAGAAAUACACAGCUAUCAAAUCCAAGAGGGAUGAGGCAGCAACCGUAAUACAAAAAGCAAUAAAAGGUCACAUCACUAGGAAAAAAUACAAGCCCAUCAUCAGACAGAGGCAUGAGGCAGCAGUCAAAAUACAGUCCAACGUCAGGGGCUACAUCUGCAGGAAGAAAGUGAAUCGAAUGAAGAGCAUCCAAGAGGAGGAAGAGCAGCAGAUGAAGAAGUUGGCAGAAGAAGAAAAAGCAAGGCUUAUACAGAAGAACUUCAGGCUGUACAGAUUAAAGAAAAGAACAGAUGCCAGGCUGCAGAUCAAACAGAGACAGGAGAUGUCAGCCACUAAGAUUCAGGCUUAUUUCAGAAUGUGGCGAGAGAAGACAGCUUACCUUAAGAGGCGUAAAGACAUGCAAAAACAUCAGUCCAUGCAAAAACAUCAGUCCAUGCAAAAACAUCAGUCCAUGCAAAAAACUUCCCAGCAGACGUCAACUAAAAGUACUGUAAGGAAGUCUCAAAAGGUCAGUUCUGUUCAUAAAGACAUUCCACAAAUUUCCAGCUAUGUUCCACAAUCACCUCAAAAGAAAGUCUGGGAGCAGGUGUCUGUACAGGAGGUGGGGGAGUCCAGGCUGGAACAGAUGAAGAAGAUGCAUGUUGAGAAGGAGGUGAUCCCCCAGCCAGAGGCUGACUACUACAACAGUGUGGCCAAUGAGGAGGAGGUCAGCAUGAGUGGACUUGGGGGGACUCUGAGUGGCCUCAUGAAUCUUGGCGGUCUGACUAUGAACCCCUCGGUCAUCAUCAAUAAUGAGGAUGGAUCAGUGGAACCUGACUUUGAAAUGGAUGAGGAGGUGAUGAACUUUAUGCAUGGACAUAUACACAGACAGCUGAUGAAGCUCACCCAUAAGGGCCCCAUGGCCGAGAAUAGGACGGAGCACGGCCUGAUGGACAGGGACACCAAGGCCUAUUUCGAAGAAGUGAUCCGGGGCUCGGCCCUGUUCGGGCUCCUUCCCUCCCGGGACAACGACGGCUUUGGGGAUGAGGAAGAGGAAAUCUUCGACUAUAGCCAAGCAGAAGAUAAUGAUCCGGACUAUCAAAGCGAGCCAGAUCACGUGGACACCGCGAGGAACCAGUUGAGUCGAAUUCUGCUGGCCAAAAAAGUGGCCGAGGCGUUCAUGGCCAAUAAGCCCGACAAACACGCCGCUGGGGAGGUAGACGACAACAGCACUAGGAACACUGUCACUCAAAGUGACAGCAUGAACGGCCUGUCCUGGGAUGCGCCCCUGAGGACUGCCAGAGAAAGCGCCCUGGCUCCCGAUGAUUACAAUGAGAAUGAACAUAACCCUCAACGCAGUGACUUCAUCAUAGAGGCAGACCUACAGACAGAGAGAGAGGACCUCUUAGAGGAAGAUAGUCCAACAGAACUGGCCAAGAGGUUAGAAUCUGAGCUUACUGGAAGCAUCCUGGCUUUGUGGCAGCAGAGGUUGACCCAGUCAACAUCUUUUGAAGGGGAGAUUGAAAUUGAGUAUGCAGAGUCUGAUAUCAACAGCAGUGGUCCACCGUCCCCGAGCAGCGAUGACCCAUCUGUUCUCCCACAUCCAGAUCUUGUCAAUCACAAUUUUGGAAAUACGGAUCGAAACGGUAACAGGGCCACCACUAAGCUUCCCAUGCCAAGCUCAAGUGAGGGAACCAACGCCACCCUGGAAGAGAUGAGGUCCAAACUGAGGAAAACAAAGUUUGACUACAACACCGACACCAAGGUUCGAAUUUCAGAGGCUACCCCGCUUUUAGAUUAUAGGAGUGUCCUCAAGAAGAAAGGAAAUGUUUAAAAAUAUAUAUAUAUUUUUUUAUCUCAGUGACAAUAUAAAUAAUGACUUUCCCAUGAGUCUUCUGUCAUUUUGGCAAAUGUGAUACUUAUCCAUUAUCCUAUUUAAUGUAGCAUUCAGAUAUAUACAUAUAUAUUUAUAUAUAUACACAAAAAUUAACAAAAGAUCUCUAUAUUGUUUAUAAUGACGUAUUUUGUAUAAAAAAUUUAUUAUCCUUUCAGUAAAUAUUUUAAUAAAAUAUUUUUGAAACAAGCACAAAUAUUAAAAUUUUUGAAUCAUGUACUUUUUUUUUGUAUUAUUGGGUUUAAAUUAUCUUCUUUUUUUAUCCUAAAUUUCUUUAAAAAAAAAAAUUUUAUAUUUUGUUUCAUCUUAAUGUGAUAUAUAAUUUACCUUAAAAUUGACAAUAUUUUUUUUUGUGGGUUUCAUUUAUUUUGUUUUUGGUUUGAGAAUGAGCUGCCAACAUUGCUGUUUUCUAUUUCAAUGUUAACUAGACAUUCCAGGCUCACAUUUACAUGAAUUGUUUGAAAGUCAUUUUUUUUUUUUGAAAUGGCCGAACUUUCAAAGUGUUUUCACUUUUGGCCUACACAAAGAUGUGUAACAAUGGAAUGUUGUUGUAGUUACUUAUAGGAAUUAUUAUACAGUCAUUUUGUUACUAUGGACUUUAUUUAUUUAUUUUUGUCAAUUGUUGGGGAUAGUUUUAUGUGAUUUUAUUAGAAUCAAAAUAUACAUGGGACCAUCUAGGGUGAUAUUCAGUGUUGAUAUAGGUGACAACUUCUUUACCAUCCUUCUUAUCCCAUAUGCUAGGACAAAUCAAACAAGUGCCCCUUCUUCCCUAGUGCCAUUUUGAGCCAAAAACAGAUUGCCUGAGUCAGCCAGGAAAACUAAUGACUUAGCCAAGUCUAUAACUAACAUACAACAUUAGAUUAUAAUUCAUCUACUUAUGUAGGAUACAUCCUUCUUAUCUCGUAUCGAUUUAUGUAGGACAUAAUUAGUUUCUUUUUUGACGGAAAAUACCCAUGGAUAAGCAAUGGCAGCUGUCUUAUUUUUGCUCAUAUGAUUUUUCUAGGCAUUUGACCUAUUUAUUGUAUCCAUGGAGGAACAUGGGCUCCCAUCUACAGCUCUCCAUAGACUUUGCACAGCUCUUGUGCCCCAUAACAUCUUUGCUUUUUUUUUUAUUGUCAAGUCUUACUUUUAUGUAAAUUCAGUCUGACCGAAAUUAAGACAAACUAGAAUUCUGUUAAGGAUGAGACUGUUUUGAAUUAUUGAAACACUACAACUAUAUCAAUCUAAAUAUAAAUUUUCUUCAAAUUUUCUUAUUGCAAAUUUUCUUAUUGCUUGACCUACAAAAAGAUAUUGAAAUAGUGAUUUUAUAUAAUUCAACUUUUUUUUUACAUAUACUUUAGAAGAAAUAUUUGGGUACAAUUAUUAUAUUUGUUUACAUUUAUUAAGGUUGUGGCAAUAGUAUCUUGUAAAUGAACAUGAUUCCUUAUCAAUUAUCUGUAUAUUUCCAAAUAAAAUGCUAAUUAACAUUCUAUUGUGUAUGUAUUUAUGAAUGUUUCAAACUAACCUACUUUAUAAAUUACUUACUCCCAUCUGUGCUUUGAAAUAUUUGUGUUGCUUCAUAAUGCUUCACAUUGAGGAUGAUGAAAACUGUUUAAGUGUUAAUUCUUCCUUGAUCUAAUGAAAACUUCAAAGUAAUCUUGGUAAAUGUGUAGAUGCCCUUGCAUUAUUUUUAUACAAGUCACCUGUUACUUCCUUUCUGAAAUAUUGUAACACUUAAUUACAAAAGUGUAAACAAACUUUCAAGAAGACUAUUUAAAUAUAUUAAUGUAACUAGUUGAAAAGUAUGCAUUAAAUAAUGUAAUCCAUCAGGAUCAAUUUCCUCUGGGACAUACAAUAGUUUAAUUCAGCAGACCUAUUUAAAGCCCAACACUUUUUAAUUCAAAACAUUAAUUCAUCACAGAGACAGUGCAUGCAUCUUUUGCUACUGCAUUUUGUGCCAGUUGCCCAUUAAGUAGUGAUAAGUUUAAAGUUCUUAUCUAUGACUACUGUAUGACAGUUUUCCUGGCUUUUUUUAGUGUUAAAGAUUUGACUUACACAAUGAUCAGGAUAAUUGGCAAUUAUAAGCAUGAAACGUUAUGUCUUCCUUAAAAAAAUGGUAAAUUAUUUAGAGGUAUAAAAAAAAAAAGUAAAGUUCCCCUUUCAGACCUUGUGGUCUAUAGGGCAGAUGAUGUAAAGGUCAUCUGAUUCUGUGGCCUACGAUUAACGAGGGUGUCAUGUGGCCAGCACAACGACCAACCGCCUUUACUUUUCCCCAACUAAUGUCAGGUACCCAUUAGAGCUGGGUGGACUCAGAGGUGCCCAAGGUCCCGAAAUAAAAAUCCCAGUCUUCACCAGGAUUUGAACCCGGGACCCCCGGUUCAGAAGCCAAGCGCUUUACCGCUCAGCCACCGCACCUCCAUUUAGAGGUAUGACUACGGUAAAACUCCCACUGUUUUAUCUAGCUAAUAUCCCUACUUUGACGAAGCUUUCUCUUUCUCAUUUAUAUUUUAGCCUUGAAACAGAAUUUCUUAUUACACCAUAACUAGUGUAUUUGUGACAUAUAGUCAAAUUCUUUGAAGUAGCCUACAGCUAACCUUUAAGACGUUUGCGGUAAUCAAACACACCCCCCCCCCUUCCAGUUCCAUAAUCCCAUAAUCGUCAGACUAUCAAGAGUCAACUGUGUAUCUAAUGUUUAUUAUUUUUUAUUUUAGUGAUAACAAGUGAUAAAUAUUUCUGUGCACACAGAAGUUGUGUAUGCACACUAAUCAAAUUGUUGAUAAUAGUUGUUACAGCUUACUAUGAGCAGAUGGUACUGAUGCAGGCAUCCUCCAAUCUGGCACUGAUAGUUAUAAAGAUGCUGUAAGCUUAGUCUUGGGUUCAAACCUUUUUUUUUUUUAUUUUCCUUGUUGUCUUCAUCACAAUAUUGUAUUCUAAAGAUGAUACACAAUUUUUUUUUACUUACAAAUGUUACAUUCAGCAGGGUCUGAAGGAAGACAAUAUUGAAACAUCAACUUGUUCACUUGUUCAAAUGAAUUCAAAAUCUCCUGAAUUUGUUUGGUGUUUUUUAAUUUAGAUAUUACUGAAGGCUGGGCGGUGAAGGAAAUGUUUUUCUAACAUUUUGUUUACAUGUUCAAAAAUUAUAAAAAAAAAAAAAAGAAAUUUUGUUUGUAAAAUCUUCAUACAGCAAGCAGUCUUCUACAAAGGUUUACUAAACCAGAGUCCUGGUAAAGAAACUUAACUUAGAAAUUGUGUCAUUAAAUGAAUGCCUAGAUCUUCAUUUUUUCAUUAACUCGCAAUUGAUUCUAGAUACUUAUAUUUUAAUUUCUGUCGUUUUCUCAAGUUUGAUGUUGUCUUCAUGUGAUUGCCUUUUUUUUUUCAGUAAAGCUACUAAUGUCAUUAUUUGUAUGUACAUAUAAAUAUAAAUGAUUUAUAGGAUUUGUAUAAAUGAUUCUUUAAUAUUUAUGUUGGUUAAGCUAAGUCCCUACAUUUAUCUGAAAAUUGAAAAAUAUAAUUAUAUUUAUGAACUAAAAAAACGAAUUUUAAGACAGAAUAUAAAAUCUAACUAGAGCUUUUCAAGACACUGUUAUUGUAUAUUUUUUUAAAACAUUUUAUGUUAUAGUUGUCCUCAUUAUUAAUGUGAUGUUUUUCAAUGGUAUGGAUAUAGUUAUUUCAAAAUGAUGUGUUUAUCAAUGCAAAUAGUUUUUUUGACCUUUACAAUUAUUGUUCCGAGCAAACUUGUUAACUUUUGAAACAGUUUCAACUCUUGAACAUUUUUGUGUAAAUUAUUAAUGUACCUGUUAAUUGAUUUAAUUAAGUUAGCUGUUGUAGUUAUAUAGAUGUAGUGGACUUUUAUUUUUUUGGUGGUUAAAUUUGACACUUAAAACCACAUUUAGUUCUACUUUCAUUUUACCUCUUCUAUUUGUUUCAAAGAAAAUUUGGCAACGAUCAAAGCUUUUGAUUUUACUUUUUUUCUUAGUUUUUAACUUUUCAUAUUAUCAUGUCAAUAAGAUUCUCAGUUAUCUAGGUUUAGUAAAUUGAGAUCUUUUUAUUGAAUACAAUUUUUUAAUAUAGAGAAAUAUCCUCUUCCCACUAAAAAAUAAAUCGUACACAUCCCAAGGGCUGUAAUGCUUUGUCUUUGAUUUUGACAAUUAAGUAUUACUGCUUUAUUUACACAACCACACAAUCCAUUUGGGACCUGCAUACUUUGCAACGUCUGAUGCAGACAAAGCCUUGUCCGCUGGGUGUCUAUUUAAGUUUUCUUUUUCGUGGUAUGCACCAGUCUUCUACAAGGGUUUUUCUUAUGGGCUCUUAGUACUACACAUAAUUUUUUAAUUGGUUGCUAAUCCUGAUGGUCCCUGAUGAAAAUGAAAGGUUGUGAACAAUUAAUAAAGCUGUUUCUUGGUGAUAAGGUACUGGACAAUAAAAGCAGGUGAGACUGUCAUGAUGAAUGUCCAACAUUGAACAAAUGGGAUGAACUCCUCAACACAGUGAAGCUUUUAAAGUUUGGACGGUUAUGAUAAACUGUGAGUCAAGGCUGUCACUGCCGGUGGCUUUUUCCUGAGAGCAAUGAAGUAUCUUGGUGGUAUGUGUUAUCCCAUCACAAGCUGAUCAUCCUGAUGCUCCUAGGUUUGAACCCUGCUAUUCUCCCAUAGUCAUGCAGCAGGUUUUGGUUCGGAUCUAAUAAUCUUUAAAUCUUAAAGAAAAUCAGAAACAUGUAAAACAAACAAGCCAUGUUGCCGAUUGUAUUGUGACCCAAUGCCUAUUGUUACCUAAUUAAGUUCACCCUCUGUUUAGUGUUCCCUUCUGACAUUCUUUCUUCAAUUAGUCAUUAACUCUAAUCAUUGAGCCAAAAUUUAACAAUAACUUGAUUUCAUUUCCAUCUAGCCUUAGUAUCAGAGCAAAGACAAAACUGAACUAUAGGCUGUACAUUUCUUUCUUUGUAAUUUUUUUUUUUAGCUGUUGUAUUUUAAUUUCUUUGAAAGCUACUUGUGUUCAAGCAUUUCAUGUCUGACAUGAUAACCCAAAUCACUUGUUCACUCCUCUGACAUAGCAGCGCAUGUAUUUUUUAAGCAAUUUUACAUCAAUGUGUUCAAAUUGUCCUAUGUUUAAGUAUUCUUACAAUGCAGUUGAAAAAGGAAAAAAGAGUUUGUUGGUUAACAAAAAUAUAAGAUUUAUAAAUAUUAAAGAUAUAAACUAAGUUGAAAGUAAAGUUCCCUUUUUCAGCGGAAAUAUAUGGGGCAGAUCAUCUUUUUGUCGCCCUUGAUUAACAAGGGUUAUAGGUCGGCAGCGCAAUGACCAACCGCCUUUACUCUUCCCCAUCUAAUGUCAGGUACCCUGUAGAGUUGUGUGGUCUCAGGGGCACCAUGAAAAAUCUUGAAUUUCAGAAUCCCAGUUUUCACUGGGAUUUGAACCAUGUACCCCUUGGUUCAGAAGCAGAGCUCUUUGUCACUUGACCACCACAAAGAGAUAAAUAAUUAAUGACAAUUUGGUCAAUUUUAAAUGUUUUUAAUAAAGUUUUUGUCAAUUUUUUGGUCUUUUUCUUCUAGAUCAUUAUAGUUCUAAUGUUUAAGACCAACUGAUUAAAAAUUUUACCUUAUUAAGUUUAAUAUCAAUAAUCAUUCUAUAAAUUGUUCAUUAUUAUUAUUUUUUUUAUAAUUUUCCCAAGCAAUAAGAUAAUAAGCGCUAUGUGAAAUAUGCAGCCUUAUUUUCACUGUAGGUCUUUUGUAGUGUUAUUUGAUUUGUGAACCUGUUAAUUCAGUAUUUCAAUAUUGAACACUUAUCUUUUGUUGUUUCUUGUUUUCUGCAAUAGAUUGCUUUCAUAAUACUAGCGACUGGAUUUUAGUUUCUCAAGAUAUACAGCAAUAACACACUGCUAUGAUUUGUAAUCUCAAUAAAUAUACAAUAAUGAUUUA